Molecule: messenger RNA, 3292 nt
Organism: Lucilia cuprina (Australian sheep blowfly)
Lineage: Eukaryota; Metazoa; Arthropoda; Insecta; Diptera; Calliphoridae
Gene: nebu
Product: facilitated trehalose transporter Tret1
Exons: 4
Coding region: 715-2268 (517 amino acids)
Biological process (GO): transmembrane transport; carbohydrate transport
Cellular component (GO): membrane
Molecular function (GO): sugar transmembrane transporter activity
Source: RefSeq, a predicted model, not a curated record
UGUUAUAAAAAAAUUCCAUUAAGCGAGAAUACUCCAGAAAAUAAAAAUUUUAUGAAAAAAAUAAUAUAUUGCAAUAAAAUUCUCUAUUUACAAAAUUUAUUAACAAGAAAAUAAACUUUACAGACCUUAAACAGAGUUGUGUUUUUAACGGUUAACCUUUAACAGCAGCGAGUACAGAGUCCAAAAACGCAGGCGCAUCAAUGCCCCCCGUAUUAGUAGAAGUGUAGGCGUUAAUAAAAUAAUGAAAAAAUAGUGUAUGUUUUGUAACCUUAACGUUAAAGGACACAUUCCAAAGGACAUUACCAUCAAACGCAACAAACGAAAAACAAAAAAAACAUUUCUAAAUUUUUAUAACGUAACAGAAAAUUCGUCAUUUUAAUGAAACAAAGCAAAGAUAUUGCUAAACAAGAAAUCUUAAAAAACUUUCAACAAAUUAGAAAAAACAACAAUAAAAAUCAACAACAACAAAAAACAAAAACUUAUUAUACUCAAAACAUAUCCCGAACUUAGUAUUUAUUUGUUAAAAACAAAAUUAUAAAAAAAAAAUAUUUAUUAAAAUUAGUGUUAAAAUACUAAAGUAAUCUCAUAACUAUAAAUAUAUUUAUUAUAAUAAAUUUAAGUAUUUAUAAAUCAAAAAAACAACAAAUUAUUUAUUAAAUAAUAAAAAAAUAAAUCUCAUCAUAUACAAAAUACAAAAACAACAAAUAUAACAAAAUGUCAUCAACCUCAUCGGAAUCGAAUCUUAAACACAAUAACGCCUUGUUGGCCACCGAAGAAAGUUCACAUUUAUUGGAAAAGGCUGUAAAUGGAGCUGAUAAAUAUGGCUCACAUCAAGCGGAUCAAGAUAACCUACUCGAUAAUAUGGUUCACACGACUGAAUCGAAUUCCAGAACCCUGCCACAAUAUGUGGCAGCAUUAUCAGCCGCUGGUGGAGCCUUUGCAGCCGGUACUCUCUUAGGUUGGACUUCUCCCGCUCAAGGUGAACUAACUACCGGUAAAUAUGGUUUCCCUGUCGAUGAAAAUGCCUUCUCCUGGAUUGGUUCGGCCAUGACCUUGGGUGCUGCUUUUGUUUGUGUACCCAUUGGUUUCCUUAUCAAUCUUAUUGGCCGUAAAUUAACUAUGCUGUUGUUGGUCUUACCCUUUACUUUGGGUUGGUGUCUCCUGAUCUGGGCUCAAAAUGUUGAAAUGAUGUAUACGGCUCGUUUUAUUUUGGGCAUAUCGGGUGGUGCCUUCUGUGUUACAGCACCCAUGUAUACGGGUGAGAUAGCUCAGAAAGAUAUACGCGGCACACUGGGCAGUUUCUUCCAGCUGAUGAUAACCGCUGGUAUUCUAUUUGUGUAUGCCAUCGGUGCCGGUUUAGAUGUAUUUUGGAUGAGUAUUGUUUGCGGUAUUUUACCUUUAGUAUUUGGCGCAGUAUUUGUAUUUAUGCCGGAAUCUCCUACAUAUUUGGUUUCUAAAAAUAACAAUGAAAGCGCCGUUAAAUCUAUUCAAUGGUUGCGCGGCAAGGACUAUGACUACAGAAUGGAAAUCGAAGAAUUAAAAGAGACUGAAAGAAAAAUCAAAGAAAAUCCCGUUUCUAUUGGCAGUGCUCUCAUGCGUCCCGUUACCAUUAAGGCUUUAUGCAUCAGUUUGGGUCUUAUGUUCUUCCAACAGUUGAGUGGCAUCAAUGCCGUUAUUUUCUAUUCAACCGAUAUUUUCAGGGAUGCUGAAACUGGUAUUGAUGAAAACCUCUCCACCAUUGUUGUUGGCAUUAUGCAGGUCAUUGCCACCUUUAUCUCCGUCAUGGUUGUCGAUAAAUUGGGUCGUCGCAUCUUACUCUUGGCCUCUUCCAGUGUCAUGGCCAUUUCCACCGUUGCCAUGGGUGUCUAUUUCUAUAUGAAAGAAAACGACAGAGAUUCCGUAGCCAAUCUCGGCUGGUUGCCCGUCAGCAGUUUGUGUGUAUUUAUCAUUAUGUUCUCCAUUGGUUUCGGUCCAGUACCAUGGUUGAUGAUGGGUGAAUUAUUUGCUUCGGAUAUUAAGGGUGUAGCCGGUUCCAUUGCUGGUACUUCGAAUUGGGUUUUGGCUUUUAUUGUUACCAAGACAUUUGUUAAUUUGAAAGAUGCUUUGGGUAGUGGUGAAACAUUUUGGCUAUUUGCUGGCAUUACUGUAGUGGGUGCCAUCUUUGUAUUUGUAUUUGUACCCGAAACUAAAGGCAAAAGUUUAAAUGAGAUUCAAGAUGAAUUGAGUGGUAAAACGAACAGAAAUCAAUCAAAUGGUAAUGUUAUCUAAAUCUAAAGGAUUUCAUUUACAAGAGUCUCGCCGCAAAAAAAAGCAGUCAAUCAGUUAGUUUUCUUUUUAUUUGUUUUGUAAAGGACUUGAAGCAUUUGUCCUUUAACAUAACUAUUCACAUACACACACACAUCAACCACAACACAAAAAAAAACACUGGAAAUUUAUUUUUAUUUUAUUAUUAAUUUAAAUUAUCAUUUUCUCAUUAUUUUGUCAUUUGUUAAACAUUUUAUUAUAUUUACUUUUUUUUUGUAAUUUAGUUUGGAAACGUUUAUAUAGUUUUUCUUUUUGUUCUGAUGUUUUCCUUUAAUGUUAAAGUGCAAGGAAUUUUUAAUUUGUUUUAUUUUUUUUAUGAAACAUAUUUGUUUAAUUAAUAAGAAAAGAAUUUAUGAAAAAAUACACACACUUGUAACUCUUAACAUUUUAAAGUUUACAAAAGUAAACCGGAAACGGUGUUUGUUUAACUUGUUUCUAAUUAUUUAAUUUAACUUUUAUUUGUGUGUAUUUUUUUUAUUUAUAAAAAUGUCUUAUAAUUUGUGUAAUAUUUUGUUUUUUUUUUUAAUGAAAUUUCUUUGUUUUUGUUUUAAAUUAUGUGUGCUUUUACUUUAAAAGUUUAAUAAUAAUACAACUUAAGAAAUGUAAAUAUUUAAAAAAAAGUUGUUUAAAUUAUUUGUAAUUUUGCACUCUAUAAGACUGAAAUAAUAAACAGAAAUAUAGUAUUUUUUUUAACAAUAUUUAAACAAAAGUAACAAUAAACUAUAAAAAGAGUUUUUUUUUAAUAAAAUCUUUUGAUAAUUUAACAGUUUUGUUAUAAUUUCAAUAAAAAAUUUGUUUAAAUACCAAAUAUGCUCUCUAAAACUGUUAAAUUACAUUAGUGUAAACCCCAUAACAUUCAUGUUAAAUAACAUAAAAAAAAACUUAAAGAAUUUUUGCAAUAUAUUACAAAAUCUUGCUGUUAAACUCGGGACUUUAAAACAAUUUUCUUAUAAUACUUUUAUCAAAGGUUUAUAAAUCAAAUUUUCAU